AUGUUUCGUACAGUUCGAUUACCCUAUGUGCGAUUAGAUCGUCCAUUUAGAGUUCCGAAUGCAGGAGCUCCCGUAGAAGCAUUGAAACCGGAUGCUUUUUCUGCAAACGCAUUGGCCCGUCACUGUAUCUCCUUUUUCGCCAACCGUGAAUGGAUUUGUGUUUACCAGCCGUCGGCUGUUUAUCGAGGUCACUUUUGUAAACUACCUCGUAGCAGUGCCUUGGAUGCCCUAAUGGGACCUCUAGUUGAUCAUUGGUUCUCCAUAGACCAGAAGAAACCGGAAGAUGCUGUGAAUGAUCCUACUUCAGCGGGUUGUUUCAAAGGUAGUCCAGUUCAUGCCUAUACCGUGCAAGCCGCCUCCUCAAGGCCCUGGACUGCUGCAGUCCUGGCCACUCGCGCACGUCAUUCGGUGGCUACCGAUCCGGUAUCAAACGGAUCUUUGCCGCAGUCGCAACAAAACAGUUCGGAUACGAAUCUUUACAAGCGCACGCAUAAAGAUCGAAACAAAAUGUCCUCGGAUGUGUUACUGAAUGGCUACACGGAGGGGGAUGUAACAAAAGAUGGGGACGCUGCGUACGAAAGCAAGGUAAGUGAUCCUCUGUCCGAAUAUUGCAAUCGCAAUUGUCUCACUUUUUCACUUGCUUUUAUUCAAAAAGCAUGA
Echinostoma caproni is the source of this 660-nucleotide messenger RNA. Lineage: Eukaryota; Metazoa; Platyhelminthes; Trematoda; Plagiorchiida; Echinostomatidae. The record is from the annotation of a GenBank genome assembly.